AGGGCUUAGUCUUCAGCCUAUGUUUUCCCAUCCUAAUGAGUGAAUCAUUGUAAGAAGCCCCAGCAUUCCGAGGCUAGACUAAUUAAUUUUGAUUAUGGAAGAGAAGGCUCCUCCUGGUGAUGGUAAUUCGACGAGGGUUUCAUCGUUGUUCGCCAAAAAGGGUGACCGCCAAAUUUUUACGGUGGAGCUCCGGCCUGGAGAGACCACCAUAGUCUCAUGGAAAAAGCUGAUGAAAGACGCUAACAAGGUUAAUGGAUCCACUUCGGCUCCCGAAUGUCCCGCCAAUGCACACCCCGCGCUGGAGUCAAGAAUCGCUCCUGGUCCCGCUGCUGAAAACAAAGUAACAGAUGCUUCCCAGCCAAACCGUUUCAGCGCUGUAAUAGAGAAGAUUGAGCGUCUUUACAUGGGUAAGGACAGUAGUGAUGAGGAAGAUCUACUUGAUGUUCCUGAUGAUGAUCAGUAUGAUACUGAAGACUCUUUCAUUGAUGAUGCUGAGCUGGACGAAUAUUUUGAGGUUGAUAAUUCGGUAAUUAGACAUGAUGGCUUCUUUGUCAACAGGGGGAUGUUGGAACGCAUAAGUGAACCAUCAGUAUCAGCUAAGCAGCACCCAAAAAAAAGGCGCAAAAAAGAUGAGUUGAAGAAUCCUGAUGAAAGUUAUCAAGGUCAAGGAUCUAAUAAACAUGUAAAACUGGGCAGGGCAGCAACUGGAAAAACGGCUAUGUUACCAUUGAAGAAUAUGUCUAAUUCCUCACAGAAUCUGGUUGGACCUAGUGAAAAUUAUGAGGAAUCAAAAGGUCGGAAUCAAUUGGAUGUCCUGGGAAUCAGUUCAAAAAAGAAAACUGCUGAUACUAAACCAGUAUUGGAUUCUUCUGUCUGUUUGAAAGUGUCUUGUGAUGAUGGUCCUACUUCUGUGACUGAAGCAAAGAAUGUUGAUAAACAGAGCGCAGGAGUCCCUCAAAUAAAGAACAUGAGCAACAAGCACAAUGAUGCAAGUACAUCAUCUGAUGCUUCCCAACAGAAGUACCGUGAAAAAAGUGCUGGUGCACAAUCCAAAUCCCAAGCUGGAAGACCCUCUAGCAAUACCAAUGAUUUAGAAGGUGCAUGUCGGUCCAAAGAGAAAAAUAGGAUGUGUGAAUUACCAGAUCUUAACUUUUCUGAGGCCAAGUAUCCUAUGCAAAAAGCAAAAUCACAUUAUAUUCACAAGAAAGAUGGUUCUAGUGUGAGGCCAAAAAUUUCAGUUCUUGAAAAGGCAAUUAGAGAGUUAGAGAAGAUGGUUGUAGAGUCAAGGCCACCUGCAGGGGAAAGCCAGGAGGCUGAUACUGUAUCCCAGGCAGUCAAAAGGAGGCUUCCUGGAGAAAUAAAGCUAAAGCUGGAUAAAGUUGCUAGAAUAGCGGCAAGCCAUGGGAAAGUAUCAAAGGAUUUAAUCAACCGUCUAAUGAGCAUAUUGGGGCACCUGAUUCAGCUUAGAACACUGAAGAGACAUUUAAAAGUGAUGAUAAGUAUGAGCUUGUCAGCAAAGCAGGAGAAAGAUAGUAGGUUUCAGCAGAUAAAGAAGGAAGUUGUUGAAAUGAUUAAGGUGCAAGGCUCCUCACUACUGUCCAAGCUACAGCAACAAGGUGGAGCAUCUGGUAUUGGUCAAGAAUUUGGUCCUGAUGAAAAAGCCUCAACUGCAAGGAAGCUUAGCAUGGACGCUGCACUGGAGGAUAAGAUUUGUGAUCUCUAUGACCUUUUUGUCGAUGGGUUGGAUGAAGGUGCAGGUCCACAAAUCAGAAAAUUUUAUGCUGAGCUUGCACAAUUAUGGCCAAAUGGCUGCAUGGACAACCAUGAGAUCAAACAUGCAAUUUCUAGAGCAAAAGAGAGGCGCAAAGCAUUGUACAACAGGCAUAAGGAUCAGGACAAAGUUAAGAGGAAAAAAUUUUUGGGAGGUAGGCAGGAGGAGAAUCUUCGAUAUGAUGCCUCGCAUCAGAACAUGGGAGAGAGACUGGCUCCAGAAUCUGGCAGUCAUGCUUUUACUUCAGCGAACAGACAAGUUUCUAAUACAAUCACCACUGCCCGGGCUCCCAGUUCUUCCAUGAAUGGUCCUAAACAAGAGAAAGUCAAAGGAGGUUCGAGUAAUCCCCGUGAUAAUGUCAGGACAGCAGAUGCUGUUUUAAGAAAGAAGGUAAAGAGAAAAGCUGAACUGGAAUCGGAAGGACCUCAUAUCCGUCCAGAAAAGCUGGGUUCUUUGUUGGGAGAAGAAAGGCCUAAGCUGCUAAAGCAGUCAGCAGGUCUUCCCCUUGAAUCAAACUUUCAGCUGACAUCUAUUCCAAAUCUUGAACAGUCAACGUGACAUCAACUCGGAGGCUUAGGCAGAAAAAUGUCUGUGUAUUGCGCUUUCAUUCUUUUCUUUUUUUUUUGUUUUUGGUUCUCAAUUUCCCAUCGUCAGCGAGUUAUAUGUUAAUGAUUGUCUCCUUUUUGUAAUUAAUGUCCGUGCAAGGUUCUAGGGCGUG
Molecule: messenger RNA, 2489 nt
Organism: Neltuma alba
Lineage: Eukaryota; Viridiplantae; Streptophyta; Magnoliopsida; Fabales; Fabaceae
Product: ubinuclein-2
Exons: 13
Coding region: 95-2329 (744 amino acids)
Biological process (GO): chromatin organization
Cellular component (GO): nucleus
Source: RefSeq, a predicted model, not a curated record